Molecule: messenger RNA, 867 nt
Organism: Exophiala aquamarina CBS 119918
Lineage: Eukaryota; Fungi; Ascomycota; Eurotiomycetes; Chaetothyriales; Herpotrichiellaceae
Exons: 3
Coding region: 1-867 (288 amino acids)
Biological process (GO): endoplasmic reticulum tubular network organization; membrane organization
Cellular component (GO): endoplasmic reticulum; membrane
Source: RefSeq, a predicted model, not a curated record
AUGGCACCCCCACCAUCAACACCUCCCGCAGACCUGCCUCUGACUGCCCGACUCCAGAAGCUUGCAACCACCUUGCAAUUCGCCUGGUUUUUGGGCCACUUUACCCUCCUACUUUCUGUCUUCAGAUACGGCUUGUCCUACAUCACAUUCAACUCUGCCUCCAAAUGGUCCAGCUUUACCUACCGCCUGGCUUUUCUCUCUGCUGUCGCCACUUACGGCAUCGUCGUUUUCAAAGCCUUCCGAGCUCGUUUCAAGCCUGGUUCUAAUCCCACCGCUUUCGCUCUUCAGCUGCUCUCUGACGAGAAUGUUCAGUACCUGCUUAUCAGCUUGGUUUGGCUCUACUCCAGGCAAAUUCCCCUGGCACUCCUGCCCUUUACGGUCUACUCGGUCUUCCAUGUAGCCACCUACACUCGCACCAAUUUGAUCCCUGCCUUUCAACCCCCAAAGCAGCCUGCAGGCGCCACUCCUACCUCCCCAAGUUCCGCCAAAUCUCAAUCGCCUCUUGGCAAUACCAUUGGGAAGUUCGUCAAAGAAUAUUAUGACACCUCUAUGACCUUGGUAGCCGCGCUCGAGAUUGCCCUCUGGGCGAGGCUAUUUCUCUCUGCCUUGACUUUCACCAAGAGCGCUUGGAUUCUGUUGGGCAUCUACACUGUCUUCCUUCGCGCCCGUUACCAACAGAGCCAUUUUGUUCAAGCUGCCUUUGGUCAGUUCGGUGCCAGAAUCGAUCAGCAGGUCCAGAACCCCAACGUGCCCCCGGCUGUCCGACAAGGAUGGGAGACUAUCAAAGGCCUUAGCCGCAAGGCUGUGGAUGCCACAGACCUGAGGAGAUACACUGGUGGUGCUGCUCCCCAGAAGAAACCUCAAUAA